Lasiodiplodia theobromae is the source of this 324-nucleotide messenger RNA. RefSeq lists its product as uncharacterized. The coding region runs from base 1 to 324 and encodes 107 amino acids. The record is from RefSeq and is a predicted model, not a curated record. The transcript is spliced from 3 exons. Lineage: Eukaryota; Fungi; Ascomycota; Dothideomycetes; Botryosphaeriales; Botryosphaeriaceae.
AUGCACUUCUACGCCGUUGCCAUCAUCGCUGUUGCCUGCGCUGCCCCUGUGAUGGGCAAUUCCGAAACAACCAUCCGAGCUUUUGGCGAUGUGGACAAGGGCUCCCUCAAAUAUUGUUUGAGCGUAUACCGUAGCAACAACUGGGAUGGUGGGGAUUGCGGAGGCCGUGGUUGGUUCAAGGGCCACCUCAGCACUUACCACAGUCCUGAGAACUGCUACGACGCCUGCUCGCAAGGCAUCCGAUCUGCCAUCGACCAAGGGGCGUCCGACGUCAUUUGCCACGACUAUGAGGGCUUGACCAACUGCUGGAUGGGUUACCACUAG